This is a messenger RNA of Contarinia nasturtii (swede midge), 4614 nucleotides long. Its product is annotated as probable serine/threonine-protein kinase nek3. NCBI's taxonomy places the organism in Eukaryota, Metazoa, Arthropoda, Insecta, Diptera, Cecidomyiidae. The record is from RefSeq and is a predicted model, not a curated record. The transcript has 8 exons. Bases 195 to 4394 code for a protein of 1399 amino acids. Gene Ontology annotation, molecular function: protein binding.
AGACGCGAACGGACACGCUUUACCAUUCACGCUAACAAUAGUGCCAGUAGUGAAAAGAACAAACGUUUGAAACACUAUUUGAAUUUUUAUCGCUUAUUAAAAUCGAAAUAACAACAACAAAAAAAUGCCCAAUCGUCGUAUUUAAAAUACAAAAUACACAGAUUAACUGCACAAGAAGCGUAUGGUGAGCAAAUAUGGAAUUGAUAAUAAGUAUAGUGGUUACUGUUUUGUUAGUUCAGCAUCAUAUCGAUGUACAUGGCUACAGUCUAACGAAUGCAACUGAUUCUGUUUUGGGAUGUUCUCAUAAUAAUACAAGAUUCGCGAAUGGAUCGUUUGUGCCGACGGCCGAGCCUUGUCUGAAUUGCAAAUGUAUAAAUGCAAACUUGAUUUGUGCUUUGCGUGUGUGCCCUGAGCAAGUAUUUCCACCGCCUCGCGGGUGUGUUAUCGUACAGAAGAAGAACUCGUGUUGUCCGUACAUGUCAUGCAGUGCAAAACUCCAUACGGUUUACAAAGAUCAAGAGAAAAAAGUCAUAACACACGAUCGCAAAUGGUAUGAACAGAAUAUACGAAAUCGAAUAUUCAGCCAAAAUGCAUUGCAACGAAAAAUCGAGGACUUCGACGACGAGCAACAAUUGAGCAACGGAAAAAUGUGCGUAUACAAUGGGACGGUUUAUCGAUCUGGUUCUGCCAUGACGACUUCAUCGUUGUGCACAUAUUGUUAUUGUAUCGAAGGAAAACAAAAAUGCAUUCAACCAAAAUGUACGUUGCCUGCCAAAGGCUGUGAACCAAUUUUAAUUGAUUCGUCUUGUUGCCCAAUUCGAUACGAUUGCACCGAGAAAAAAACAAUCAAAGCCAGAUACAAUACGAAGUAUAAUCGUCGACGAAGCGAUAAUAAACAUUAUUUACGAAUGACAUCAAGAAUGCAGAGAAGUCGAGGUUGUUUGAUCAACUCCACUUUUUAUCCGGAGGGUCAUAAGUUGCCGUCCAAUGAAACGAAUCCAUGUGAAAUUUGUUUUUGUAUCGGCGGCAGUAAAAGAUGCGCUCCAAAAAAAUGUGCUCCAAUGAUACGAAACUGUCGACCGAUCAUUCCACCAAAUCAAUGUUGUCCAUCCAGCUACGACUGUAAAACGAUUUCAAAUCACAAAACGGCCCGGGGAUUCACGUCGCGGCAAUAUUCUGACUUCUUUUCAUUGCUUUUCGGUGAUGAAGAUAAGGAGAAUUCAACAUCAUCAUCAUGGGACUAUGAGACUGAAACCGACUCCAUAAAUGCCGAAGUGAAUGCAACAAACAAAAAAGGCCUGCUUGAUGUAUUGAAAGACAGUCUAAACUAUGUUGGGGAAAACAAACAAAAUAUCGAAAAACAAACAAAUGUCGCUGAUCAAACAAUACAACCUGUACCAAAUGUACCCAGUUACAAUAUCAGUGACGAUGAUGAUGGCAACGUCGGCGACGACGAUGAUGAAGAUGAAGAAGAAAUAAGUCUGCUCGACUUUUUUUUGAAAGGCGACAGUGCAUUUACCUCAACCACAAUGAAACCACCAUUUGUGUUUAAUGUAACCGGAAAACCGCUACCGAAUGGAAUGACCAAUUCUCCAAUGCAAAUCCAACCGAUCCUACCCGAUAGCAUGAAAAAUGAAUCACUUAAGUUUUCAAUGUUGCCCAUUUCACUUUAUAAUAUGGUUAAAGAUGACGGUACCGUAAUGUUUGACGGCGAUCGAUCAAGUGAAACGCCAAAAAUUGUUACAUCUAAUCCAUUGGGCAUAUCAGAUUUAAAGACCCAAUUCAUAGAAAUCAAAAGUAGUCUACCAGCAUCGUCAAUCAAAAGUGAAUUUGUUCAAGCCGCUAUCAACAGUGUCUUUAAAACUACAACUCAAUUACCGAAACAAAUAACAACGAUUCAAAGCACAAAUCAAACAUUCAAAAGUGAAGUGACAAAAGUGAUGCCACAUAGUGUGAACGUUUCCAAUCAAACGCAAAAAAUGAACAAAACGGAAAAUAUUAGUGUGAAAAGCGUCGUAACUGAAAAUAUUAGUACACACAAACCGAUCGAAACUACAACGAUGAACAUUAAGACAACAUCUGCGUUCACUGUUAAACCAAAGCCGCCGAAAGUUAUAGUAGACCAAAAAAAUAUUACGAAAGUUCAUAGUUCAACAACAGAAAAGGUUAUCUCAACAACAAAGAUGAGGGUAACAACGAAAGUUUCUACGCCAAAAACUACCACAACCACACAGAAAACAACAACGACCACCAAACCUGUGGAAAGGGCAACCACCGCAUCACCAUUGCUACCGUUAACUACAAAGGCAACGACUAUGCUCCCAAAAAUUACAGCGGUUCAAAUCAAUUCAAAUCCAUCGAUACUUGAAACCGAUAUAAAUUAUGAUUACAGCGAACCAACGUUGCCGCCCAGUCUUCCGAAUUUGAAAAUUAUACCAUUCUUGCCUACCGAUGCGUUGAGUGUAAAAAAUAUCAUACACCGAAAUGAUGGAUACAAACCAAAUUACAAUUACUAUCAAUCGGCUUCAAGUUCAUACAUAAGACCUGAAGCAAAUGUGGACAGUAUCGCAUACUCACCGUUUAAUAUCAAACCGACCGUUGAAAAAUAUCCAAGCUACAAUAUUGCUGACGAUCGCAUUGACUAUGAUAGCUAUAAAAUGCCGGCGGAGAAUGGAGAUGGAUUGGAUUAUAUAAAUGUAUAUGCAAAUGCCGGUACAAAUUUGGCUCAACCAUCGUCAUUCUCGCUUAGUGUCAACUCAAAAUUGGACUAUGGAACGACCGACCAAAAAGUGGUUCCAUCGAAAAUUACACCGACAACGAAUAAAAAUUUGACGGUUAAACCACCGUUGCCACCAUUUGAACCAGAGCAUGAAUAUAAUUCAUAUAAUCCACCUCAGCGACCUCAACUCGAACUAGCCAAUAAUUAUAACGAGUACAAUGUUAACAGUCCCAUUUCGAAUGAUCAGUUCCCAUCCGAACACAAUUAUAAUGUACCGCAUUUUGUAACAAUGCCACCAUUGAAGGAACCAUCACGGAAACCGGUUGGAAAUAAGGACACCGUAUUCAGCUAUGGCAGCAAAAAUAAAUUCAUACCACCUGCACAAACUGAAGGUGGAUUUGUACCAAAACGAACGUCAGGCGAAAAUUAUAUUCCAUUGCAUGCAUCCAGUUAUCACAUUGACAGCAGCAAACCAAUCGACACCGAAACAAUUCAAAAUUCAACCGAUAUAGUAAGUGAAGAGAUACCGAAUCGUAUUCAAGAAAAAACGAAUCCAGAUGAAUCAAAUCAAACAGCCAACAAUUACGAUAAACACAUUAUAUCGAUAACAACAGAUAGUAAUUUUAAAUCAACCGAAGAGUACAAUGAUGCAUUUUUAGGUGUCGAUAUUCUUGGACCAUAUAAAAAACAAUCAGAAGAAUAUGAGAUCGCAAAUGAAAAUGAGCAAAAUAGCUCGAAUGUUGGUUCCAAAGAGAAUAACAUUUCUUUUAAUAGACUUUACGGAAUGCUAUUUGCAGACAAUGAACAAAAAGUGUCAGCACCGUCAAACACAUCGAAAACGGUAAUAAGUUCAACCACCACUACCACACAAAUUUCUGUUUCUACACAAAAACCGCCACAGAAGAACAUAACAAAUAAUUCCAUUCCAUUGAAGCUAAUUACAAUUUUGAAUAACACGAAAAAGGAUAGCCCGACCAAGGUUGAAAUACCACAACGAAAAAAUAAUAAAAUCAUCGAUCCGACCGAUGAACCUUUGGUAGAAGAUAUGAAUAUUUUAGUAACAACCGAAAUGCCCGCAUCAACCAAAGACGAUUUGGAGAAAAACGAAAACUUAACGAUCCUUCGUGAUGUGUUCCUCUCAAGCUUGAAUCAAGCACCAAUUGUAAAUGUUGGCGAUAUUUCUGAAGAUUUACUCCAUAAAUCACCUCUGUUCUUAUCUCGUCCAAUAAACAAAUUUGGAAUUAAUGCGGGUUUUUCGAGCUUAAAUUCAUUGGAAUCCAAACAUAAUUUCCAAGCAAAUCCAAUUCGAUCUGAACUUGAUUUAAUCAUUCCCGAAUUGAAUAAGAAUAAGCAAACAAACGAUUUUAGCCACACAAAUCAAUUCAGUUCGGAAAAUUAUCAAGUACUGCCGGCCGACGAUACAAAUAUUGCAAACACUGAAUCGUAUGUAGUGAAUCCGGUUGAUGUUGACAAAUUGAAACAACACCAAUCGAAUAGUGAAACAAAAAUCUUUACACCGCCGCACAAAGAUCCAGCCGGUCUACUGAAAUUGGCCGGUUGUAAUAUAUACGGAAGAAUGUACCGUGUUGGUAGAAUUAUUGCCGAAUUGUCGAGCUCAUGCCUGGAGUGUAGAUGUACAGAAGUUGGUGUGGAGUGUGCACCAUUGAACUGUUAGAAAGAAUCGUUUAAUUCCACGAAACAAAAGUGAUAGUGAAAUAUUUUACUUGAAAUAUGGUCAAUUUAUCCCGAAAAUAAUAAACGAAAACUUUGUGCCGAACAGAUUAUAUUAAUUUUAGUUUGGUUAUAUACUAUUCGAAAUUGAUUUUAUAUCGAUUCACAUUCAACAUUGAAUCGUCGACAAAUUUUAAUAUUAAGCAAAGUCAAAGAUUUUAUUU